AUGGGCAACGUGGCAUCUUGUGAUAGAUCUCGAUCGUCUGACGGACUAGACUUCCUUUCGCAGCCACUGGCAGAGGCAGCCACAUGCUGUGACAAGCAGGAUCAUGGUGAUGUCAAGAAGGCAAAGCCGUUGAGCCACAAUGGGUUUGUGAACCUGAAGGCAGACAAGACGUCAGACGGCGAUAACCGGGCCUUCCGAGUGGACAAGAAGGGGCUGGCAGAGCUGCCCUUCCAUAGGGUGAAGGAUGUGGAAUGUUAUCCCUUGCCGGAAGGGAUGCCCAAGGUCAACUGGAACAGGAGGAGGAGCAGAGGGACGGAAGCAGAGGCUGUGUGCGAGGCUGAUCGCCCCCUCAGCCCAACCUCGGAGCUUCUCCACCAGCUGGAGAGCAUAGCGCACCCGCCGUCACAGUCUCCUCAGCCCGUGAUGGGACGGAGAGGAGGCAGUGUCAGGUAUGAGCCCCCCGGAGCCGAGGGGGGCGGAGCAGGCAGGAGGGAUGUAUCCCCUCUACAGAUGAGGCCGAUGGAGGGCAGAGAUCUUGUGGACCCCCAGCUGCUCUUCGCGUCAGACGAGGUUGCAGCAAGAGGUGUAUGA
Messenger RNA from Guillardia theta CCMP2712, 591 nucleotides. RefSeq lists its product as hypothetical. Lineage: Eukaryota; Cryptophyceae; Pyrenomonadales; Geminigeraceae. The record is from RefSeq and is a predicted model, not a curated record. Bases 1 to 591 code for a protein of 196 amino acids. The transcript has 3 exons.